Messenger RNA from Lates calcarifer (barramundi perch), 4295 nucleotides. It is a transcript of the gene zyx, whose product is annotated as zyxin. NCBI's taxonomy places the organism in Eukaryota, Metazoa, Chordata, Actinopteri, Centropomidae. The record is from RefSeq and is a predicted model, not a curated record. The transcript has 10 exons. The coding region runs from base 312 to 2180 and encodes 622 amino acids. Gene Ontology annotation, biological process: transforming growth factor beta receptor signaling pathway; integrin-mediated signaling pathway.
AAACUACUGCAUACUCUGGUUGAAAGAUACCUAUUAGCGGGUGCUGUUCCGCUGUUUCCCUGCCUGAGUAUUUUUUUGCUGAAUGUGAGUAAAUCUUCGUGAAAGUACUGUAGGUCGCUACACCAGCAGCUGAUGAAUACCGAUGAUAAGGAAUGAGCUACGCGGAAGCUCAAAGAGGAAGUCCAGCUAAAAAAAAGUUGACUAAACCUUGUUAGCUAGCAACGCAGCUGUGCGUCUUUAUGUUCAGAGGAGUGUAGCAAACAUUGAACUUGAUGACAGCAGAGAGAAGCCGUGUGAGAUAAAUACACAAAAUGGAGGAUUCCAACAGCAGCAAGCCUGUCAUGGUAACAUCCUCCCUGAACUUCAAAGUCACCACCCCAUCCUUCUACAACCAGCCAAAGAAGUUUGCCUCGGUGGCACCACCACGGCCCAAAAGCCAGACGCCUCCCUCAGCUCCAUCACCAACACCAGUAGGCACAGGCGUGAUUGGUCGAGUGGGAGAUCUGCCUCCGCCGCCACCUUUGCUCUGUGAUGACUUCCCACCCCCUCCUCCCCCUCCACUGGAUGACGACUUGCCAGCACCUCCCCCCGAAUGCCAUACCUCACCCACCGCCUCUGACGUCCCCCCUCCCACCUUCCCCGCUCCACCUCCAGUGGCAGAUGACCUGCCCCUCCCAGCUCCCCCCGAGGAGAGUGCCUGUCCACCCACCUGCCCCUCUCCCCCUCCUCCCCCACCUCCUCCGCCUCUCCCUGCAUCCGGUACCAGUAUUCCCAGUGCUGCUGGGAACCCACAGAGACUGAUGGAGAAGCAGACUAGUUUCGAUCAACAGCUCGACUCUCUUACUGACCUGCUGUCUGAGAUGGAGACCAGGGGACCUUUUAACCCUAAGUUACCAAGCCAGUAUUCUUCAGCACCAGCACCCAAGCCAUUAGCUCCUCCCCCGACCGCUCCCAAACCCGCCCUCUCGUUCCUCCCACCUCCCGAGAUGGGAGACCGCCCGCCUCCAGCACCAUGGGCCGAAGAACUCAAAGCCAGAACGAACCGACAAGCCAAUCACAACUCAGCACCAAACUCUGCUGCUCAGCCGUUCACUAAGGCCCCAACUGUGGCUCCCAAGACUGCUUUUGGAGGGAGAAUCGCAACUUCAUCCACCUCUUUGGCACAAAAACUGAACCAGAAUCUGAACCAGAACCCCACCCCGGCAACAAAACCUUUCACUCCCUCUGCUGCCACCUCUUUCCCUCCACCUCCCGCAGCUCCCCCAGCUCCCCCUACUCAGCCAAACAACACCGCUGCUGCCCCGGCCUCUAAUCACAUAAAGAGUUCUCCCUUUGCUGGCCAUGUGAAUGCAAACCAAAACCCUCCUGCUGCUGUGCCUCCUCCUCAACCCAAGGUGAUGGCAUCUCCACCUUCUUCCUUUAACCAACCAAUGAAAACUCCCCCUGCAUCAACGCCCUCACCCCCUGCCCCAGUUCCUAUCCCAGGUGGAGGCGUUCCUCUGAACAUGAGGGAAGUGGAGGAGCUGGAGAGAAUGACCAAGGACUUCAUUAAAGACAUGGACACACACGCACCUGUCAUCACCUCCCCUCCUACAGAGGUUUGUGGGAAGUGUGGCGAGGCUCUGUCCCGCACUCAACCAGCAGUGAGAGCCAUGGAUAAACUCUUCCACUCCAACUGCUUCUGUUGCAUGAGCUGUCAUCGCCCCCUGCAGGGCAUGCAGUUCUAUGACAGGGAUGGCUCACCUCAGUGUGAAGACUGUUACAUGAGCUCCCUGGCAGUGUGUUCCCGAUGUGGGGAGAGGAUCACAGAUCGUGUGCUGAAGGCGGUGGGCCAGUGUUUCCAUGCCCACUGUUUCCGCUGCAGCACCUGCUCCUGCAUACUUGAGGGGGCGCCCUUCAUCACCGAUGACAACAACAACCCUUACUGUGUCCAGGAUUACCACAGGCGUUUCUCCCCUCUGUGUGUGAGCUGUAAUGAGCCCAUUGUUCCAGCCCCGGGCAGCGAGGAGACAGUCAGAGUGGUGGCUCUGGACAAGAACUUCCACCUCAAGUGUUACCGUUGUGAGGACUGUGCUCGUCCCCUCUCCAUAGAAGCAGAUGAAAAUGGCUGCUAUCCAUUGGAUGGUAGGAUCCUGUGUAUGAAGUGCCACACCCAGCGAGCCAAGCGAGCUGUGCAGUGAUUGGCUGAAGCAGUGUCGCUCAGUUUAACUAUGAACCAAAUCCAAAAGCACAGGAUUCACUCAGCUACCGUUUUUUGCCUUUGCAACAGGGCUUUAUUCAGUAUACGUGCGCAGGUGUGAAUGUGAAUGUGCUGAGUGAAAACGUUUGCAUGCACAUACGGUGUAGUAUUCCCUCGUCUUUGUCCACUUCAGUGCAGAAGUAAUGUACUGCAUUGAAAUAAACUCCCAUCAUCUUUUACUCUCAAUCUCUAACUCUCCAGUCUCCCAUUUAGCCUCCUUUGUGACCUAUCUGAGCAUAAUUUUUGUGCCAAUUCUAUGUUUACUCUGAAGUUUCCAGCAUAACUUGCACAAGAACAGUUUGAUCAAAAGAGCAGUCUAAUGAACAUAAAGUUGCCUUUCUUUGCCUCUCGCCUCAAUAUUGUUAGUAGCACAUGUACUGAGAUAUUUCCAUCUUAGAGCUCUAACUAGCUGAUCUCUUUCCCUGUGAGUGUUAAUGAGACAGGUUGUUACCAUAGGGUGAGGAGUAUUAAUUCCACAGAUUCACCACUCUGGCUGGCUGUUGAUAGAGCAUAUCUUUACCACUCUGGCAGUUGCCUGCAAGCAUGGUUAAUGAUGCACCCCUGCCUAGAAAGUGCUUCAUAUGAGCCAAUCUACUCUAAUAGAAUUUUAUAGUCGUAGGGCUAAACGUUGACUGCAAAAAAAGAAAAACAGUGAAUGUUGCUCUUAGUUUUUUGUGAUGUGAAUAUGAUCAGUCACAAGCAUGCAUUUAAUUAUGUCUUGUUGUUUUCCUUAUUUGAUCAUACUGUAUAAGGGCAAGAUUAGAGUGAGAAAAAAAUUCUGCCAUUUUCUUGUCAAAAAAUAGUUUAGAGCUGAUUGAACAGUGUUAAGUAUUUUUAGAUGCAUGCUUUUUGGAUGCUGAAAUUAUGAACAAACACACUAGCACAGAUUUGCCACGCACAGAUUCCAUUCCAGGAAUCUCAUAAUUUAAAAACAAUGUAGUUAAGAAUAUCAGCUGCAUGGCUGAAAACAGGACCUAUUAUGUGAUCGUUGCACAGUUUCAUAGUGAAAUAAAAUAUCCUUUUAGCGUCACUUUGACUCUAAAGCCCCUGCACAUGAUACAUUUUAAGUAAAUGCCAUCUAGAAACAUACUAGUGUAGUUUUUGAUACGCAUUUUCCUGGAAUUUUUUGCUUUAAAUAAUAUAAUUUAAGGACAUUUUUACUAUUAUGUGUUAAGGUUACAUGUGCACCAGUGCUAAAAUAACCUGUGGUGACAGCAGAAUAAUAGAUCAGUGGAGGUGGUAGCUUAGAGCUUUAGGUAACGGAAAAAAAACAUAGUGACCAAAUAAUUCAAAGCUGUUUGUGAGAUUUAGGUUACUAAAACAAUUACAUGGGAUUCAAUGGUUUUUUAAAUCACUUUUUCUGUGUUUGAGCCCAGUCUUGAUCUAUUCUGUUGAUACUUUAAAUACCACUAUUCUUUCCAUUAUUCAUCUUUUGUACUUCAGUCAGUUCAGUCGGUUAUAUACUAUUUUAUUCUAAACGUUACUGUACUGUAUUUCAGUGAUAAAUGCCUACAGUUAUUUGUUUUCAUUUUAACCUGGCAAUGUGCCUUCUCCACUCUCUCCUUUAUUCCAUUGUUUCCUUCUGAAUUGAGCCUGAUCUGCGGCCACAGAAAUGAAUUCCACGAUAAGAAAAUUGUUGUUACUUGUGCUUGCAUUGAGCCUGGUGCUGUAUAACACCAGAAUGACUAACAAAACAUGGCAAUAGUGAUUCAGCAUUGCAUGCUAACUGUGUAGGCGGUGGUGGCAUUUCCUCUAGUAUUAUGUCUUUUGUUUGCACCGACUUACUCCACCUUUGUGGCCCUGCCUUUGUCAUCACCAUGUGAUAUUAUACAUAUGAUGAUGCCUUCACAGUUGCAUUUAUCUGGCAUUUUGUUGUGUUAUGUCCUAUUGUGUUACAUGCGGAUGCCUUGUCUUUUCAUAUAACUUUUUUAUAAAUUCCUGUUCGAUAUGUGUGUGAAUGCGUGUAUGUUUAAAAACAUUAUUUAGCCCCACCCCUCCCUCCUCUGGGUGUAUCAAAACAUAAACAAACAAAUAAAUAAAAUGCUAAAUACCAAAA